GGGAGGAAGAAGCUCGAUCUGGAGGUUGGGAAGGACUUCACUGGGCGGAUAAAGCUGAAUCUGAAGCACGGGGUCGUAGUCAAAAUGGACGACCACGAGCGCGACGGCUUCGCGCACAUCUCGGAGUUGACGCCUCUGUACGGGAAAUAUCUGAAGCAGGCGUCGGACAUGUACUCCGCGGGCGACGAG
This is a messenger RNA of Prorocentrum cordatum, 189 nucleotides long. Lineage: Eukaryota; Dinophyceae; Prorocentrales; Prorocentraceae. The record is from the annotation of a GenBank genome assembly.